AUGGAUCGUAGUUGGAUUAUGUUGCGUAAUAGAUUGGAUAAGAGAUAUCAGGAUGGGUUGAGGAAUUUUCUAGCUUUCGCACAUGAUAAUAUUCAUGAUGGUACAUCCACUAUUCUAUGUCCUUGCCAAGAUUACCGUAAUACUACAUUUCUGGACAUCAGCGCAGUUAAGCAUCACCUGUUUAGAUAUGGAUUUGAUAUAUCUUAUCAAAGGUGGAGUUUUCAUGGUGACUCAUCAUCUAUGGUCUACACUUCAGGAUUGGAGAAUAGCAAUGCUGAAGUUGUUGGAAAUGACUUCGAGGAUGAGGAUGAUAUGAUUGAAAUAUUGAAUGAUUUAGGCGGUGCAAAUAUUGGUGCAGCCAAUUCAUCGGUUGAACCAGAAGUAGAACAAAUUGGCAGUCAAGGUUGGAGCACAAAGGGUAUAUAG
Messenger RNA from Fraxinus pennsylvanica, 426 nucleotides. The record is from the annotation of a GenBank genome assembly. NCBI's taxonomy places the organism in Eukaryota, Viridiplantae, Streptophyta, Magnoliopsida, Lamiales, Oleaceae.